Drosophila takahashii is the source of this 597-nucleotide messenger RNA. RefSeq lists its product as uncharacterized. The record is from RefSeq and is a predicted model, not a curated record. NCBI's taxonomy places the organism in Eukaryota, Metazoa, Arthropoda, Insecta, Diptera, Drosophilidae.
AUGACAUUGAGCAACACCAUCAGCUCUGUCAAGGUAGGAAGUGGCCAAUCGGAAACCUUUUCUACCAAGUGUGGCCUCAGACAAGGUCACUCGCUGUCUUGUAUGCUCUUCAAUAUUCUAAUGGAGAGUAUUAUAAGUAAGGCUGGUAUGCAUUGGACGGGCACGAUAUUAACCAACAGAUGUGUCCAGCUCCUUGGUUACGCUGAUGAUAUUGAUGUCAUUGGCCGCACCAAGCAUGAUGUCACAGGACCCUUCGGGGCUAUUGGAAAGAAAUCAGCAAAAGUAGGACUAGCAGUGAAUAGGGAGAAAACAAAGUUUAUGGUGUGCUCUAGCAGAGAAUCGCGGCGUCUUGAUGUAGCUGCUCUUGGAGUGUUCGAGAGAAAAAUUCUUCGCAAAAUCGUUGGUCCAAUCUGCGUGGACGAUGUUUAUCGCAUCAGAUACAACCACGAGCUGUAUGAGCUGUACGGUGAUGUUGACGUAGCCAGCCGAGUGAAAUCUCAAAGACUAUGCUGGCUGGGCCACAUUGCCCGUAUGGAUGAAGACGCUCCGGCUCGUAAGGUGUUUGAUGCGGUGAUUGUUGGGACACGAAGGAGAUGA